Molecule: messenger RNA, 363 nt
Organism: Colletotrichum higginsianum IMI 349063
Lineage: Eukaryota; Fungi; Ascomycota; Sordariomycetes; Glomerellales; Glomerellaceae
Exons: 1
Coding region: 1-363 (120 amino acids)
Biological process (GO): ribosomal large subunit assembly
Cellular component (GO): preribosome, large subunit precursor
Source: RefSeq, a predicted model, not a curated record
AUGGCCACCGCCACCGCCGCAUCCCAGGAAUUCAACGCCUUUUACCUUCAGCGGACGACCCAGGAAUUCGCCGAAGACCUCGACAAGGUCCGCGAGGCCGACGACUUCAAAGCUGACUCGGUGCCCUUCCUCGUUCACGCCCUGCAGCAGGGAACGGCGCUUUACUCGGGCCGGGACCAGGAGCGCGUUGCUAGACCUGCCGCUGUUACCCCUGCUUCUGCCACAGCCGUGGCCGCGGAGGAUGAGGAUGUGGAAAUGACGGAGACGGUGACUGGGAGAAUCGAGGAGGGGGAGAAGGACCCCACGGGCGGGAAGAAGGAGAAGAAGGACAAGACCAAGAAUAAGAAGAGGACAUCCGGUUGA